GGGUCUGUCCCCACCACGGCCAUGUUUAUCAUGGUGAUGUUCGGAGCUGGCUGCUGGGAGCUGGUGAACAUCUGGUGCAGCCUCGGGACCCUCACUGCCCACCUGAGGCAGAGGUGCAAGGUGCCCCCUGACGCAACCAUCGCCCUGCUGGCUGAGGACGGGCACCUGGUCAACCUCGUGGAGGGGCUGGAGGAGGGGCCUUCCCCGGCGCCCUCCAUGACCAGCCCCCUGCUGCAGGAGCGGGGAACCUAUGUUCUGGUGCAGAUCAUCAAGGGGGAGGGAGGGGACCCCACGCGCUAUGAGUCCCUCCUGGAGAACCUGGAUGGGUGGUGUCCAGAGAUGGCUGGUGAGUGUCACAGGAGAGCCUGGGGGUGGGGGCGCCUGCCCGCCCACGCACUCAAGCAGGGCAUCCUGGGCCUCACAGAGGAGCUGCGCUGGCGGUCGGGCCUGCCCCUCCAGGGCGACGGCCGGAGGCGGCGCCUGGGCACUCAGCGUGGCCACCAGGAGCAAGGCCCUCCUUCACGGCCCCGAAGGGUGGGCUCCCUACUGUCCUGGACCCAGGAGCCAGGGCCUGGAGCCAGGCCCCGUGACCUGACACAUCACAGCCAAGUGGCCGAGCUGGACUGAGAUCCAAGGGCGCUGGCCGUGACCUCUGCUCGUGUGGUCAGGUGCAAAGGCCCGAAGCAUUUCUCCUGCUAAAUUUGCAAUUACGGGGAAAUUGCAUCAGCAAGAGGGGCAAGGUCACCGGCAGAGCGUGAGGCCACCGUGGGGCCCCCAGGGACAAGAAGGGUGGAGGGGCGGGGGUCCCUGAGAGGAGGCGGCAUGCUCCUUCGGGGUCUCCAGCCGGCCAGAGUCGGACGCCCUUGAGGCUUGAGGUCAGCGGUUAAUGCCUCACCGUCCGGUCAGCGCUGCCUAUAGGAUUACGCAGGAUGACAAGGGCGACCUCCGCACUCGGGACAGCAGCUGAAGGGGCGGCACCCCACCCCGCAGCAGGACUUCCAUCUCCCACCACCCUGCCCCCUGCAGACAGUCCAACGAGAGGGGACACAGCAGGCUUGGCUAAA
Molecule: messenger RNA, 1064 nt
Organism: Dama dama (fallow deer)
Lineage: Eukaryota; Metazoa; Chordata; Mammalia; Artiodactyla; Cervidae
Gene: C5H22orf15
Product: chromosome 5 C22orf15 homolog
Exons: 5
Coding region: 22-627 (201 amino acids)
Source: RefSeq, a predicted model, not a curated record